Molecule: messenger RNA, 650 nt
Organism: Meloidogyne enterolobii
Lineage: Eukaryota; Metazoa; Nematoda; Chromadorea; Rhabditida; Meloidogynidae
Source: the annotation of a GenBank genome assembly
UUAAUUAUCUUAAUUUUUUAUUUUAUCAGCAAAUUCCUCCAAAAAAUUUUUUUAAAGCUUCAGACACAUUUUCAGACACAAUUUAUUUUUUAUUUAAAACAAAUACCUUCCUUUCUCCCUAAAAUGAAUUUAAAUUUAUUUGCCUUGAUUUUAUAAAAAUUUAAAAGGCUCCAAUGUCUCUUCAUUAUUCCCUUCUUCUCGGCCUUAGUCUCCUCCUCUUCCCUCAAUUUACAGCAUCCAAUGAACUUUCCCGUUGUUGUUCUGGUGGUUCUAAACACUUUAAAGAACAUGGAAAUUGUGUUUCUGUUAGAGCUGUCGGUUCUUCCCAUUCCUGCAAUAGAGCAGGUUCAAUUUGUUGUCUCCGUUCAUUAAUCGACGCCUCCUGUCAAGCCGGUCUUCUAUACGCACAGAGGCAUAAAGUUUGUUCUGCUGUGAAUAUAAAUGAGCUAGCUGGUGGGGUUAAAAUGGAAUGUUGUGAUUGUUGUCUACUUGCAAAAGAAUUGUCUGAACGUAACGAAGCUUGUAUCGCCCCAAUCGGGUUUAGCCCUGAUUGUUUGGAGGCUUUUAAUAAAUGUUGUAAUCAAACAGCAGCUAAUAAACCUUCCUUUAUUGGUCAUUAUUUAAAAUUUAACGAAAUAAUUUUCUCGUAA